Molecule: messenger RNA, 414 nt
Organism: Entamoeba dispar SAW760
Lineage: Eukaryota; Evosea; Mastigamoebida; Endamoebidae
Product: 60S ribosomal protein L22, putative
Exons: 1
Coding region: 1-414 (137 amino acids)
Biological process (GO): cytoplasmic translation
Cellular component (GO): ribosome
Molecular function (GO): RNA binding; structural constituent of ribosome
Source: RefSeq, a predicted model, not a curated record
AUGUCCAAGACUAUUAAAGCUCCAGCUGCCAAUAAAGUUCUUGUUGAAAAGAAAAAGAUCAAUAAGACUGAAGAAAAGACAUUCAGUUGCACUAUUGAUUUAACUAACUGUACUGAUUUCAUUGAACCAAAGAAACUUGUUACAUUCUUCAGACAAACCAUUAAGGUUCAAGGAAGAGCUGGCAACACCAAAGGAAUUGAAGUUAAAGUUGCUGAUAAGAAAGUUACUAUUACUACUUCCUCUGCUAAACUUUGCAAGAGAUAUAUGAAAUAUCUUAUGAAGAAAUAUCUUAAGAAGAACAAUCUUAGAGAAUGGUUAAGAGUUGUCUCUGAUAAGAAAGAUGGAUUCGAACUCAAAUUCUUCAAUGUCCAAAAUGAUGAAGAAGAAGUUGCUGAAGAAACUAACGCUCAAUAA